AAAGGCAACCAACAGCUCAAAAAACCGCAGAAGAAUUGAAGGGAGGGGAGGGGCGGGCGAAGAAAGAAAGAAAGGAAUGGAGGCGAGUGCAAUGAGAGCCGCUCUCUUCAUCGUCCUCGCCACCGCCGCCGUGACCGCCACCGCUUCUAGCGAAGCCGACACCGUGCUCUUGCUCUCGACCUCCUUAGACGCAGAUUUUUUUCUGGGGAAUGUCUCUUGGUCGGCUCGGGUCUCGAUCUCGCGGGGAUUGGACUUCUUUUUCCGAUGGGAGGAAGGGGAUUUCUUGGAUCGGGUCGUGGUGGGGUGGAGGGUGGCGCGGAAGAUGGCGGUUGCGCCGCUGCUGCGGGCAGCGGUGGUGCUGUGCCUGGCGAUGUCGGUGAUGCUGCUGGUGGAGGUGGUAUCCAUGGCCGUCUGCAGCCUCGCCGUCAAGCUCCUCCGCCGGCGGCCGGAGAAGCGGUACAAAUGGGAGCCCAUUAAGGGCGAUCUCGAGUCCGGCAAUCUGGCCUACCCCAUGGUCCUCGUCCAGAUCCCUAUGUACAACGAGAAAGAGGUGUACAAGCUAUCAAUUGGGGCUGCGUGUGGGCUCUCCUGGCCGUCGGAUCGAAUCAUCAUCCAAGUUCUCGAUGAUUCCACGGAUCCAACGAUCAAGGAUCUAGUGGAACUGGAAUGCAAGUUUUGGGCAAGUAAAGGCAUGAAUAUAUAUUAUGAGGUCAGAGGCAACAGGAAAGGGUACAAAGCAGGUGCCUUAAAGGAAGGAAUGGAACAUAGCUAUGUUCAACAAUGUGACUUUGUUGCCAUAUUUGACUCUGAUUUCCAACCAGAAUCCGACUUUCUUAUGAGGGCUAUCCCUUUUCUGGUGUAUAAUCCAAAGAUUGCUCUUGUUCAAGCACGCUGGGAUUUUGUGAAUUCUACUGAGUGCUUGAUGACAAGGAUACAAAAGAUGACCCUAGAUUACCAUUUCAAAGUGGAGCAGGAAGCAGGUUCAUCCACCUUUGCCUUCUUCGGAUUUAAUGGCACUGCUGGUGUGUGGAGGAAAUCAGCUAUUGAUGAAGCUGGUGGUUGGAAAGAUCGAACUACAGUAGAGGACAUGGACUUGGCUGUUCGGGCAAGUCUUAAAGGAUGGAAAUUUGUUUAUGUUGGUGAUAUUAAGGUCAGAAGUGAGCUGCCAAGUUCUUUUAAGGCAUACCGCCAUCAACAGCAUAGGUGGACUUGCGGGGCAGCAAAUUUAUUCAGGAAAGUGGCAAUAGAGACUGUAAUGACCAAGGAGGUAUCCUUGUGGAAGAAGUUUCACGUGCUUUACAGUUUUUUCUUUGUGAGGAAGAUCGUAGCCCAUAUCGUCACCUUUGUUCUCUACUGUGUUGUAAUUCCAGCAUCGGUUCUGGUUCCAGAAGUCAGCAUUCCUACCUGGGGAGUGGUUUAUAUCCCAACAACUAUUACAGUUCUCAAUGCCAUCAGAAAUCCUAGGUCGAUCCAUCUUAUGCCAUUCUGGAUUCUUUUUGAAAAUGUGAUGUCCAUGCACCGGAUGAAAGCAACCAUGGUUGGUCUGUUUGAGGCAGGAGGUGUAAAUGAGUGGGUUGUGACAGAGAAACUGGGAGAUGCUCUCAAGGGAAAGCCUGAGACCCAGAUACUCGAAAAGCCUCCGAUCAGAUUGAAAGACAGAAUCACGUUCUCAGAAAUUGGAUUUGCAGUCUUCCUCUUCUUUUGUGCAUGCUGUGAUGUUGCUUUUGGAGAAAAUUACUACUACGUUUACAUCUACCUCCAGGCUCUUGCAUUUUUGGUAGUCGGCUUUGGUUAUGUUGGCAGCUUCAUCCCCAACUCAUAGCAAUGCUGGCACAAUCAGUCAUCAUUUCUAUUACUUCUGACAAUUCUUUUGCUAGAUCAUAAAAAUCACACAUGAUGUGAGGAGCUGUUGACAAGGAAACCCCGAGUUCUGAAAUUGCUCCCUUGUAACAGUACAGUCAAAUAGAGGCUUCAACCCAAAACAAGAAAAAAAGAAAGAAGGGCCAGAUUUUUGGAGCCCUUGUUCCAGUGAUUUCACAUUUCAUCUAACCGACGCUCCGACCAUUCUUCUUGCCAGGUAG
Elaeis guineensis (African oil palm) is the source of this 2081-nucleotide messenger RNA. Its product is annotated as glucomannan 4-beta-mannosyltransferase 9. Lineage: Eukaryota; Viridiplantae; Streptophyta; Magnoliopsida; Arecales; Arecaceae. Gene Ontology annotation, cellular component: Golgi apparatus. Gene Ontology annotation, molecular function: mannan synthase activity. The record is from RefSeq and is a predicted model, not a curated record.